Molecule: messenger RNA, 324 nt
Organism: Symbiodinium natans
Lineage: Eukaryota; Dinophyceae; Suessiales; Symbiodiniaceae
Source: the annotation of a GenBank genome assembly
AUGCCACUCGGUGAUGCAGGAUGGGCCUUCCAAAUCGCAGCAUUGGAUUCUUUGGUGUGGAUGCUUCCUCGAGUCCGCUUCCCCAAGCAUCAGGCUCAUACGACAUCGAAUUGCAAAGCUUUGGGCCAAGAGGUGGCAAUCGCACAGGGGAAGAGGCCAGCAGGUGAUGUUCAUACAUGGACGGGGGUCGGGUUGUUCUGCACGGAGCAUCCCGAAGAGGAUCGGAAGGAAGGACUCUGCUGGAUCGCCUUAGAAGGGCUGUCUUCGACGAACUGUGUGCCGAAGGCGAUGUGGCAAGAGGCCAGCGAAGGGUCAGCAACAUGA